UCAGUAAGUUAACACUCAUAAUCACUUUUGAUUUCAGACUGCGAUCGUUACUGCAUGGCUAUUCAUUGAUAUUGCAUCAUUCUGAUCACGACAAAAAGACAGCAACUCCUCACAGUCAGUCCAUCAAGUGAUUUUGGAAAGUCAUUUGUAAGUUUUCCAGGAUUUCCAUAAUGGAUGAAUUUAGUGAGGGUCUGAACGCAGAACUGAGCACCACCACAGCGGAUGAGCUGAGACAAUUUCUUGGCGGAAAGACCAAAGAGGCACAGGACAAGGAGCUCGCCAUGAGGGCUACUCUGGAGAACCUUAUACGGUUCCUUGCAGAGAUGGAGCAAUCCAGUAAGGCAGAGGUCGAGGAGUGGCAAAGAGAGAAAGCGAGGAUUGAGGCAGCUAUACAGGCCGACCUCCGCUAUAUGGAGGAGAAUAUUCGCUUGGACCAAAUAUUACUCGCACGUUUAGCGACAACGCUGGCUGAGAAGGCAGAGAUGGAGAGACAGAAACUCUCAAGUCUACCUCUGGCGAAAGAACACCAGAGGAUAGUCUCUCUCCUGGAGAAGAAGUUUGACUAUGAUUAUGAUAAAAUUAUGUUAAACAAUCCAGAGCGUGCUAAAAGAGAGUCAGAGAACUGGACCAGAUGGACCCAAGAGAGAGUGGACAGCACCUUAAAAAUGGCGUUGACUGCUGCUGCCAUCAAACAACAGUGGCUACAGCAGCUGAAAAGCCAGGCUGAAAAACGGAUGGUGUCUGUUCCUCAGGUGUCAGACGGACCUGCUCAAGAGGUCAACGACAUCCAAAUUAAGCUGAGCCUUGAUGAUGGCCUCCAGUCUCUGAGCUUCAGCAGCCAGAAAAGCUGA
Alosa alosa (allis shad) is the source of this 851-nucleotide messenger RNA. RefSeq lists its product as uncharacterized. The record is from RefSeq and is a predicted model, not a curated record. Bases 171 to 851 code for a protein of 226 amino acids. The transcript has 5 exons. NCBI's taxonomy places the organism in Eukaryota, Metazoa, Chordata, Actinopteri, Clupeiformes, Clupeidae.